Messenger RNA from Coregonus clupeaformis (lake whitefish), 2657 nucleotides. Its product is annotated as ETS-related transcription factor Elf-3. Lineage: Eukaryota; Metazoa; Chordata; Actinopteri; Salmoniformes; Salmonidae. The record is from RefSeq and is a predicted model, not a curated record. Bases 276 to 1430 code for a protein of 384 amino acids. Gene Ontology annotation, biological process: regulation of transcription by RNA polymerase II; cell differentiation. Gene Ontology annotation, cellular component: nucleus. The transcript has 9 exons. Gene Ontology annotation, molecular function: sequence-specific DNA binding; DNA-binding transcription factor activity, RNA polymerase II-specific.
UCCCCCUCUGAGUUAGCGCUCACCUGGCCCCUCCCACAUGUAUUUCUAGGGUAUAAAGCCUUUCACAGGUAUAUUCAGCGGCAGGUGCAUCUAUGAAACUAGAGCGAGAGAGAUAAAGGGAGAGAGAGAAGGAAGAGCAGGAGAAAAAACGUGGAGUAUACUGACGAACACUCGGAGUGAAUCACAAACACUGGACUCUAAAUCAAACAGUGGAUUAUUAUUGAUCUGACACCUUCUCAUCGCUGCCUGUCGGUUGCCUCAGAAUCAGAGAGCCCAUGUCAUCUGCCAGUGAGCUGUGUAGGAUCCUGACCAACGCUAACAUGACCAUAUACCCGACUGGAAGCUCUGAGCCCCUGCAGCCUCAGUCGCUGCAGCCCAGCCUCACCACCGUGUCUCUGCCCGCCACAGGAGACCUGCUGCAGCUCUCAGACCUCUCCACAUGCAGCUCGAGCAUACUGGCACAAUGGUAUGACCAGAACCCUCAGUACUGGAGCAAGCAGAACGUGUUGGAGUGGAUCAGCUUCUACGUGGAGGGCAAUACGUUUGAUGCCGGCACACUGAGCCUGUCCUGCUGCUUCAUGGACGGACCCACGCUCUGCCAACUGACCAGAGAUCAGCUGUUAAACAUGUUCGGAAUGUCCCUUGGGGCUCAGCUCUACCAAAGCCUGGUGGAACUCAAGGCCAAAUACGAUCUGAACGAGACCUGUAAGCUCCUGGACAACUUCCUGCAUGAGUUCCCAGACUUCCCUCUGCUCAGCACAGUAGAAGUAAACGAAGUUGUGAAAGACACAAGCUACAACGACUUCUCACACGUCUUCAAGAACUUCAACUUCAAUAACAUGAAGCCGCUCAGCGACCACGGAUACGAGUCCGACAGCAUGCACAGCUCCUCAUCAGGUGGAAUGCUCAGCUUCCAGAACCCCAGCUCUCCAGAAUCCAGGAGCAGUGAGUCCGACCCAGAGUUCUCCUACCCUCAGAUAGCCAAAGUGCACAUAAAGACAGAGAGGACAGAGAGGACAGAGAGGGGAGAGAUGAUGAAGAGAGGCAGAGGAAGACCUCCCAAACACAGCCAAGAUCCCAGACACUACCAGACCUCCAAGAAGAGCAAACAUGCGCCCCGUGGGACUCACCUGUGGGAGUUCAUUAGGGACAUCCUGAUCCACCCAGAGCAGAACCAGAACCAGGGUCUGAUGAAGUGGGAGGACCGCCACGAGGGUGUCUUCAAGUUCCUCAAGUCUGAGGCUGUGGCCCAGCUGUGGGGGCAGAAGAAGAAGAACAGCAGUAUGACAUACGAGAAGCUCAGCCGUGCCAUGAGAUACUACUACAAGAGAGAGAUCCUGGAUAGGGUGGACGGUAGACGGCUGGUCUAUAAGUUUGGGAAGAACUCCACCGGCUGGAAGGUGGAAGAGACCAGGCUGCAUGGCAUGUGAGAUACAAGGCACAAGAGUAGUGGGGGUGUCAACUGGACAGAGCAGUCCCCUCUGUCCUAUUGUAGAUAGGACGACCAACUCUCUGGUCGACAGCCCUAUACCUGAAAUAAUAUAAAGACACUUACUUCUCUUCUUCCAGGGGAGGUGUUGCAGAAAAGCCAGUGUUUUUGGCUCCAGUAGGUUUUAUGAACCGAUAUUGUUAUUUUACAGUACCUAUUAUGUUUGUAUGUUUACAGGAAUUGUUGUGGACACUGCUUUGGGCCUGCAAGUGGGUGCGCAUGAUGGUGUGUCUGUUUUCAGAUAUAUUCUCUCUGGGAUAGAUAACGAGAAAAAGGCAUUUAUGUUUGCAUUUAUAUAAGCGCUUUAUAUUGUGUGGGAGUAACUCACCUUAUGUGUCACUAUGACAACCACCUGGGUAUAUGGGCAUUAUAGUUUUUACUGUGGCAACAUAAGCACUGAUCUGUUUUUUAAUGUGUUUGUUUGUUUCAAUUUUUUAUAUUGUAUGAGUCUAUAAGUAGCACUUAAAACUAUAAUUUGAUAUGUCUAUUUGCAAGACGGCUAGUUGCCAAACUUGCGACUUCUAAAAUGAGCCAUUGUUUAGAAUCAAAUGAAAUAACAUUUCAGUAGUCACAACAGAUGUAGACUAACAGUGAAAUGCUUACUUACAGGUCCAUUUCGAACAAUGCAGAGUUAAAGAUAUUUCUUUUUUUUAAGAUAAAAAAAGAGAAGAGCCUCAUGUUGUGUUUUAACCUGGGUAUUAAAGGGCUUGUGUUUAAUGAUAAACCUGAUAUGAAGGACGGAGGAGACAACUGGAGGACAAAAACAAGAGAGAGGAGAGAGAGGCGGAACAAAACGAAGGGAUACUCAUUAUAAACUAUCGGUGACAGGAAGUUGUGUAUUUCGCUGUUUCAUUGUGAAUGUUGUCUAUAAAGUACGUCCUUUACAGCUAUAUAAAUCUUUAUGUAUCUCACCAGACCAGACCUACGUCAAUACAGUAUGUAUUAAUAAUCAGUUUAAAACAAAUCAACGACUCAACUGCUGUUCUGUAUGAUUGUUUAUUAUGUUAUUCAGCUGGUCUUUCUUCUUCGAGAUCACUCAAUAUCAUGUGUAUGAGAAUUAAAUCUCAGAUUGUAUCGUUUGUGAUAUAUUUAAACUCAUGUAUGUACGGCAUAUUGUUUAUUUUGUACUUAAGAGUCUUUAUACGGAAAUAAACUAUGUUUGAAAUAA